UAUCAACAAAACCCCAGAAUUUUCUGAGGAAAUACAGCAGCAAGAUCUCCCGUAAAAGAACAGAUUGCUUGCCAGUAAUGGAAGCUGAGAUACUCAAAUCUGUUGCAGAUUUUGCUAUUGUGACAAAUGUUGCUAAUCCAGCAUCACACACCUCUACCCACUUUGGACAGAAAUGGGAGAAAAGGGCAGCAUGUUUAAUACCUGGAAGCCAAUGUGGGUCGUGCUCUUAGAAGAUGGAAUUGAAUACUACAAGCGGAAGGCUGACAACAGCCCUAAAGGGAUGGUCCCACUAAAAGGAAGUUCUGUCAAUAGCCCAUGCCAAGAUUUUGGCAAAAGAAUGUUUGUCUUCAAGCUCACUGUAGCCAAGCAGCAGGACCACUUUUUUCAAGCCGCCUACUUGGAGGAAAGAGAUGCCUGGGUACGGGAUAUCAAAAAAGCAAUUCAUUGCAUAGAUGGAGGCCAAAGAUUUGCCAGAAAAUCCACAAGAAAAUCUAUCAGACUGCCUGAAACAAUCAACCUGAGUGCUUUAUAUCUCUCAAUGAAAGAUCCUGAAAAGGGAAUAAAGGAGCUGAAGCUGGAGAAAGAUAAAAAAAUGUUCAAUUACUGCUUUACGGGCACCUCUGUGAUUGACUGGCUGGUGUCUAGCAACUCCAUCCGAAAUCGCAAGGAAGGUCUCAUGCUCGCCUCCUCCCUCUUGAGUGAAGGCUACCUACAGCCUGCAGGGGAUACGUCCAAGGCUGCUGCCGAGGGACUGUCAGACACCCCCUUCUUAGAUCUCAGUGAUGCUCUCUAUUACUUUCCAGACAGUGGUUUUUUCUGCGAGGGAAAUUCUAGUGAUGAUGAUGUGGUCCUGAAAGAAGAAUUCAGAGGCAUAGUAGUCAAGCAAGGAUGUUUGCUGAAACAGGGACAUCGGAGGAAGAACUGGAAAGUGAGAAAGUUUGUUUUAAGGGAUGAUCCUGCUUAUCUUCACUACUACGAUCCUGCUGGAGGAGAAGAACCGCUAGGAGCAAUUCACUUGAGAGGCUGUGUGGUGACAGCAGUGGAAGAUAUGCCAGACUCCAAGAAGUACGAUGUGGACAACAUCCUGUUUGAAAUCAUCACAGCAAAUGAAAUCCACUAUUACUUGCAAGCAGCCUCACCCACAGAGCGUACAGAGUGGAUCAAAGCAAUUCAGACAGUUGCUAGAACUGGAAAAUGAGGAUGAUCUACCAGCAAGAAGACAGACAACUGAAAUAAAUUACUCAAAACAAAACAGGAAUUUUAGCAUUUCACUGAGAGGAAGCAAUAUCGUCCAGAAAGGCAUCCUAAGGCUUGUGGGUUGAGGGUGAGGGCAGGUAGUAAAUUUCAAUUCUAUAGUGGGCACUAACAAACUAACAUUUUUCCACUUGUGUUAUGGUAAGAUUUUACUAAACUAUAGCAUAGAACAUGCCAUAUUAGUGUGUGCUGUUUAUAGUGAUGAGUCUUCCUUGGGAAGGUUGUACCUUAUACAUUUCCCUGCUGCCACAGCUGACAGUAAAAAUUUCACCAUUAACAGGGGACAGUCAUGUCACUGACUGUAAAUGAGGAACUCAACUGGUCACUUACCAUUUAGCCUGUGUUGUGUUUCUUCAGAUAUUUUUGAGUCUUCUCAAGACAAACUUUACACUUUCUUCUUUACCAGAUCUGUUUCCUGCUUGUUCAUUUAGACGAGUAAUGCCAUAGAUUUAAGGAAAGAAAUGAACUCACUUGGAAACCUGAUCCACUCCAUUAUGAUCCUUCAGUUUUAAGGAAGGGAAGAGUGCAGAUAACUGUAGAAACACCAGGCAGAAAGGCAUUGUAACUCAAUGACAACAGCAUAAGGAAAAGUCUCUUCCCACAGGAUUUUCAAUAUGAAGCAAACUGAUUUCAACUUCUUUGUCUCCUGAUUUUGACCUUCACUAAAUUUCUUCACAGGAAUCUGCUCUAGGACCACUUGGUCUCCAAAGAAGUUGCUAGGGUGCAAUGAACUGUUGUUUUCACCUGUAUUUGAAUAAAGAAUCUUACAGGAGAAGGGAGGGGAUCCCUUUGGGUUAUUUACUUGGACUACUAAUUGAAGUGUUUUUGUUUAGGUUUGUUUUUUUUUAACCUCCAGCAACAUACUCAGUCCUUGGUUCUUUCUGUGCCUUAGUAAUAUAAAAGAGACCUUAUGUUUGCUGUGACUGAAAUAAACAUUAUAAUUUGAUAGAGUCAGUUUACCUGAUCAAUCCGUAUAUUUUUAUCUCACUGUACAUAUCAAACUUCGAAGUCUUAAGCUUGAAGGAGGAGUUAAAAGUUAACAUCAGGUUCUGCAUGUAGACUGACGUUUCUGAGUGCAAGUAGACUUAAACAGUUCUAAAAUCCUGUUUGUGAGACUAAUAAGGUGUCUUAUCCUUAAGAAUUCUCAUUCUGAUCUCUUCAGUCCAAAAAUAAAUCUGGAGCUAAAGCUUCUCUUCAAAUCUGCUUAAUUAUACCUGAAUCUGACCUAAUGAGCCUGAAGGUCUUUUGCCUUAGUAUUGCUUAUCAGCAAGAGACUACAGCCUUGCAGGGGCAGCAGGCUGGCAAACACCACAUUGUCACGUCCAUUUAAGACAUCCAGAGGAAAUCAGCUUCUGGCAGACAUUUCCUGUAUCACAGACAAGAUGACAGGAUUGCUGAAGGCUGGUCUGUCAUUCUGAAGAAGGAAGACUCAUGACAAGAAGAUAGACUGCUUGCUCAGCUUGCUUUCUUGAUAAUUGCAUUGUGGUUGCUGUUUAUUUUUGCUUUCAGAGCUCCCUAACCCAAAAAUACCCUAUGGCACAGAAAAAUAGAAAAAACCCCACAACUCCACACAACCAAACAACAAAAACUUGCCCAGCUUAGCAAAGGAGAGGUGCAACUGCCAAUUCUAAUAAAACUAAAAGUUUUAAUAAAGAUACAAAGUUUUACAAGCCUUUGACCUUGUAAUUUUUCCCUGUGCCAAGCCAAGUGUACAGCUGCCAACCUAUGAAUGGUGUUUUCUCUGGUAGAUGAUGCUAGUUAGUGUAUUUGUGUAAGAACUCUGAUAUUUGCACUAGACUAUAUCAAUAAGUUCUCUAACCUCAUAAGUAGUUCUUUUGAAGAUAGGUCACAAGAGUUUGUAGGUGUCUCUGCUUCUUGGAGGAAAUGGGAAGAUAGUCAGUAUAUGUCUGAUGCCACCCUACCUACAUUUCCUGCAAUAAAUGUUUCAUUUGCCUGAC
Messenger RNA from Apus apus (common swift), 3212 nucleotides. RefSeq names its product pleckstrin (gene PLEK). The record is from RefSeq and is a predicted model, not a curated record. NCBI's taxonomy places the organism in Eukaryota, Metazoa, Chordata, Aves, Apodiformes, Apodidae. The coding region runs from base 173 to 1198 and encodes 341 amino acids. Gene Ontology annotation, cellular component: plasma membrane. The transcript is spliced from 9 exons. Gene Ontology annotation, biological process: actin cytoskeleton organization; intracellular signal transduction.